Molecule: messenger RNA, 839 nt
Organism: Trichomonas vaginalis G3
Lineage: Eukaryota; Parabasalia; Trichomonadida; Trichomonadidae
Product: organellar and viral DNA polymerase type B
Exons: 1
Biological process (GO): DNA replication
Molecular function (GO): DNA-directed DNA polymerase activity; nucleotide binding; DNA binding
Source: RefSeq, a predicted model, not a curated record
AUGACAGAAGUGAAAGGAACUCCCAUCAUUAAAGGUUCACGAACAAUGCAAAUAACUGGUUUAUAUAAAGGACGGGCAAUUAUUAUAAAAGACUCUUACAGUGUUAUAAAUAAGAAACUUAAACUAUUUCCUGCUAUGUUUAACUUACAAACAGGACCGAAAGAAGUAUUUCCAUACAACUACUACAGCAGUACUUUGUUAGCAAAUGACAACAGAACUGGUGUCAUUUCUGAAGCAUGUAAGUUUGUCAAGGAUGCAGAUACAUUCAUGAAGAACAUAGAUUCCAUCAAAGGUUGCAGAAUAGAUGAGAACCACUUCGACUUAGAAAAAUAUAGCACGUUUUACUGCAAACAAGAUGUAAGAAUUUUAAGAGAAGGUUUUGUAAAGUUCCGCAAUGACUUAUUGAAAGAGUUUGAUUUAAACGUUUAUGACUACGUUAGUAUUUGUUCUAUUGCUAACAAAUUGUUUGAGAACAGAGUAUACUUCCCGAAUGGAAAUCUUUAUGACCUCUCAAAUAAACCAAGAGAAUUUAUUUCGAGAUGCAUUCAACGUGGAAGAUGUAUGUUGUCAGAUAACAUGAAACAAAAGAGCGAAAAGAAACUCAUUGCUGACUUCGACGCUGUUUCAUUAUAUCCAUCCGCUAUAGCAAGACUUUAUACUUUAGAAGGAAUUCCAAAAGUAUUGAAGGAUGAGAUGUUAAGCACAGAGUAUCUCAUGAGACAUUUAUUCGAUGACGACCAAAAGGAACCCAUUGGUGAAAAGUUUAUGUCAGGCUUCUUUGUUCUCAUUAAGAUAACAGAGAUUGGAAUACAUAGACACUUUCCUUUAAUAGUUUGUGA